This is a messenger RNA of Microthlaspi erraticum, 597 nucleotides long. The record is from the annotation of a GenBank genome assembly. Lineage: Eukaryota; Viridiplantae; Streptophyta; Magnoliopsida; Brassicales; Brassicaceae.
AUGAUUCGUCGUUUUGUGAUUGUUGUCUGCGAGUUAGUGUCGGUCGACACCAGAGGUCGAGUGUUGACCGACACCAUGGAGGUGUCGCUCGAAACCAGUACUUUUGUGGCUGUUGUUCGUUGUUUGCUGGUUAAUGUUUUCUUGUCUAGUGUCUUGCGUAAUUGGCAUGGUUUUUUCCUUGCGCCGUCGCCGCUGCCGGUCUGGCCUCACGCCACCGGUGAGAACCUUCUUCUUUCUUCCUCCUCUUUGUCUUUGUCGUUCGCUUUGGUUCAGGCUCCGCUGCGUCUCAACCCUCCGCCAGAUCCAGAUCCGCCGCACCCAGAUCCUCCUCCAGACCCUCCCGAUCCUCCAGAUCUCGCCUCCUUCAAUUCUGCCGUCCUUGGUCCCCCUGCUACACCGUCUCGCCGCAUCCUUUCCUCGGUGAAUCUUCGUGUCCUCUUCGCCAUGACGGUUGCCGUUGCUGGCGAUCCUCUGUCUAAGUCGCCGGAGCUCUUCCUCGACGUCCCUCCACCGCCUGUUCUGCAGCUUCUCGCUCAGUCUCUAGGUCGUAGAGUUGUCUGUCUCAAGCUCAACUCCUUCCCUCUCCUACGUCUCUGA